This is a messenger RNA of Girardinichthys multiradiatus, 5333 nucleotides long. RefSeq names its product microtubule-associated protein tau-like. Gene Ontology annotation, biological process: microtubule cytoskeleton organization; neuron projection development. Gene Ontology annotation, molecular function: microtubule binding. The record is from RefSeq and is a predicted model, not a curated record. The transcript has 14 exons. Lineage: Eukaryota; Metazoa; Chordata; Actinopteri; Cyprinodontiformes; Goodeidae. Gene Ontology annotation, cellular component: neuron projection. Bases 151 to 1527 code for a protein of 458 amino acids.
CGCUCCGCAGCGCCCCCCUCCGGCCUGCCACUGCACUGCGUGGAGAAGCUGUGUGUAUGUGUGUGUUUGUGUCUGUGUGCGCACCCGGUGAGCGACUGCCGCUGAGGAGACAACACCGCUGUCUGCUGUCAGCUUGACCUGUGACCGGCAAUGGAGUACAUGAACAAUGCCUCAAACAGCUACGGUUCUGGAGACACUGUUAGUGCCUCCUUAGCGAACAUGACGAUUAACGACCAGCACCACCAGGAGAACGGAGUCAAAAUGAAAGAUAAAGAAGCAGUGGUCACUGAAAAUGGGCUGAAAUCUGUGUCUGACGUUUCUCAGCCAGAAAGCAACCAAUAUGAUGACGAGUUGCAUCCUGAUGCUACGGCAGAGAAAGGAGCAGAAGUUGUUUCUGAGCUCUCAGAAAAAGAAAGCACCUUGAGAGGAGACAAGGGGCAAGUUGCAGCAGGAGCAGCAUCUUCAACAGCUCAAGGAAAGACAAAUAAUGGAGAUAAGACUCAAACUGUCACCACACCAACCUCUUUCCUUAAAAGACCCUCUGUUGUCACCAAGAGCAACAAAACACAUGGUUCCUCCCAAAACGGCCACAGCUCCAUCCCCAUUAAAGCCAGCAGCACCCCAGGGCCCAGGCAGCCUGGAGGUGCCGGUGCUGCAAAGCCUCAAGUCCAAGGAGCCAAAACUACUGCCAGAAAUGCAGCUCAACCAGAUGCCAGGAGUGGGCAGAACAGCCCGGGUACGCCCAAGUCCCCCGGCAGUCAAGCACUUUCUGCAGCCGAGGCCAACAAAGUGAAAAAGGUCGCGGUUGUACGUUCCAAUCCGAAAUCUCCGGGGUCACUGAAAAGCCGUUCUCCGGCUCCUCUGGCUGCUGCUGCACCGCUGCCUGACCUGAAGAAUGUCAGGUCAAAGAUCUGCUCCACAGAGAACAUUAAGCACCAGCCUGGAGGUGGAAAGGUACAAAUCCUGGAUCAGAAGUUGGACUUAAGUAAUGUGCAGUCUAAGUGUGGCUCCAAAGACAAUGUCAAACACAAGCCAAGUGGAGGAAAUGUCCAAAUCCUUGAUAAGAAGCUGGACGUAUCCAGCGUCCAAUCUCGCUGUGGUUCUAAAGACAACUUAAAGCAUAAGCCCGGUGGAGGAAGGGUUCAAAUCGUGCACAAAAAGAUUGAUUUGAGCAACGUUACAUCAAAAUGUGGAUCAAAAGACAACAUUCAUCACAAGCCAGGUGGUGGAAAUGUGGAGAUUAAAACCGAGAAGCUAGAGUUCAAAGUUCAAUCCAAAGUCGGCUCUCUGGGCAACAUCAGUCACGUCCCCGGGGGUGGACAGAGGAAGAUUGAGAGCCACAAGCUGAACUUCCGUGAGGUGGCCAAGGCACGCACUGACCACGGCGCUGAGAUCAUCUCUCUGGAAGACUCACCCCAGCAGCUCAGCACUGUGUCCUCCUCCGGCAGUAUCAACAUGACCGACUCCCCACAGCUGUCCACGCUGGCCGACCAGGUGUCCGCCUCUCUGGCCAAACAAGGCUUGUGAACGUGCCCCACGCUUCCUGCUCCACCUGCACCACACCACCAUGUAGAGGAGUUGUAAUGCCUUCCUUAUUACUUUCACUGGACUUUUUUUAAGCUGCCCAUCACUGUUUAUCCUCCACUAACCUUUUAAAUUUACUGAGGCAUUACUUUUAGAGAAGAAAAAAAACUGAAUAACAGGUAGGCCAAAAUGUAUUGAUUUCUCUCUGUGGUCUUCUUGGAAAUAUUUAAACCUUUUGUAGUAAACAUUUAGGAUUUUAUGCACCCAGCAUAGCAAACUUUCCCCAGUGAAUCCUGAUGAAAAUGAUUUGGUUUCCUGUCACAGACUGUAAAUCCUUACCCAUUUACCUUUCAUGGGUGUUGGCUUAUGUUUUUUUUUUUUUUUUUAGAUCUACAGAACAUGAGCCUUGAGAGUAGAGGGAGAAGCCGACUAUUUAUACUGUUUGAUGUAAAGGAACAAUGAUGGGCUCUGAUGGAGGUUUCGGAAGAAAAAUGUCAAAAGAAUAGUAGCAAAUCUCUUGCCCAGGUAGAAGGAUUUGUCUUUCAGAUCUCACUGCUUUCUUUGCUUUGCGUACCAACAUGUGCUGCACCUCCAGCUACAAUAGGUGACUGUGGUCGGUGGUGUGGUGAAAAUAAGACCACUGAGGAGCUAAAGGAGGCGCUCUCUGAGCUCAUUUUGAAGUCCAUGACUGAUUUAUGCCCCAAUGAGCUGAAAGAAAGCUCUUCUUGUCACCCACUGUUGGAACUCAGAUGUUCAUCCAGACAGUCAUGUGAUACGCAUGCCUCACUUCACUAGUCAAAAGUGUUCCUCAGCUUGUCUAUUUUAUUCCUUAAGAGCAUUCAGGACACAUGACCCCACACUGCCUGGUCAGAAAAAGGCCAUACUAUUAAUUUAGUAGGGAAAUAUAUGGUUUGAGGCCUUAUUUAAAUGUAAUUACACGUUAUGUAUAUUUGCCAAUUAAUUACAUGAAAACAUGUCUUAACACCCAUUUAUCAUUAAUUAUUUAAUUAACGGUUAGCAACCUUUAGGAAAUUGAUUUGACGAAAGCAAUGCUGUGCUUGUUAGCCACUCCUAUGAGAAUCAAAAGCAUUAAGGUGAACUUAAAAAGGUUAAUGAGCAACAAAUAAUAUAAAUAAGAAGAUUUGUAAGCAUAGAUAGACCCCAGGGGUAGUGAGUGGGAACUCAAAAAAGUAUUUGUAACCUAGAAAAUUUAAUGACAAUUUAAGGAAGUUUUUUACUUUUCACAAGCAAUGUUUUGACUCUGGAUGCUAACAAAAUGUUGCUAGGGGAGACCAUAUGAGCCAUCGAUGGUUGUCGUUAAUGUAUUAAUAUAUAAUAUAAUCUUAAUGAUCCAGCUGCAAGUCCGAAAACCAGUGAGAAUCCAUAACGUUUGUGCUAACCGAGCUAACUAUUGUUAGCAAUGCAAGCCAAUAACAUAUUUAUCAGGAUUUUAUUUAUUGAAAAACUGUUGCAUACUUUUUACUAAGGUAAAUUGUGCAGCUUUAUAUGUGCGACACAUCCUUUGACAUUGGAAGUGCAGAGAAACAGUUUAUCACUGCAGCUAUUUAUACGUGUGGCAGCCAUAGUGGAUUUUGACAUUUGCGUGUCAAAACAACUAUCAGACGUCUAAAACUCUUUCAAAAGUUUUAGACGUCGCUGGAAAUGUAUGGCAGAAAAAUAUGUUCAUCCAUUUUCUACGGAGACACACAGGACAAACAACCAAGCACACACCCAUUCACACCAAUGAACUUUACAGUCAUGUUUUUGAACUGUUGGAGGGAGCUGAAGUAACCAGCAUGCAUGGGAAGAACACACAAACUCCAUGCAGAAAGACCCCAGUCAAACCCAGGACCGUCUCCCUGCAAGGCAACAGUGCUACAGACUGUCUAUCAUAUGAUAAAUUGGCUUGACAUAGUCUUCAGAGAUUAGUUACAAACCCACUGAAAAGCUUAAUGUUAGGUAAUCAUGCCAUCUAAAACAACUCAAAUGUACCUCGAGCAGACAGUUAAAAUGAAAAUCCGAGCUAAAUGAGGGGGACAACUUUCUGCCUCACGUACUGUAAAUAUUUACUGACACAAAAUGGCUUCAGUGGUCUUAUAUUUGACACACCAUCUUGAACACAGGCGAUUGGGAAGUUCGCUAGACUUAAAAAAAAAGAAUAGCUAGGAAGUUUGGUAGCAUUGGGUCAGUUUUAUAAUUGUAUUCUGUGCAUAUAUGACAUGUAUUUGAUAUGAACAGACAUUUGUAUCGUGCCUGCUACUGUCAGUGUUUUUCUUUUUUUUUACUGCUCCUAUUGUACAUGUGCUAAUGCUUGAUUUAUGGGGAGGAAAAAUUACCUUAAUACAGGAUUAAAGGGAGGGAAUAUAUCAUUUACUGUCUACAGUAUUUAAACUUCUGUAAGGACUAAAAUAAGCAGGAAAAUGCUGAUUAGUCUUUAAAAAGGCUCAACUUAGUAAGGGGCCGAUAAAGGCUUUACUGGAAGUAAAUUUAAGGUAUUAUUUCAACCUUUUAUAAGAGUGAAAUAGGAAAAAUACUCUGUUAUUGCCAAGUAAAUGGGUGGACAAAGGGGUUUUGUGUGCACUACAUUAUUACUGCAUUAUUAUGGUAAGCAAAACUAACUGUAAAGCAACAUUUCACCUCUUUAGGCACUUUAUGCAUACCUCUGCACGUCAUCACUAACCAAGUAAAAACAUUAUCUGGUUGCUUUUAGAUUCAGAUACAUUUAAAUGAUGUGGACACACUUCAAGCACAUUAAACCUUAAAACUACAGAUUCUUUUGCAUCUAAAUGGCUAUAAAUCCCUAAAGAGCCACAGUAUAGAUUACCGAUGUUAUGUAACCACAAACAGGGUUUCUCCAAGUUAAAUUUUAUGUUAUUGUGAAAUACAUUUUAGAUCUACAUACAAAAAUAAACUUAAGCGCGUAUAGCUUCACACUGUAAACUAUUUACAGAUUCGUUUGAACUAUUAAAAUACCCACAUUUAAAACCAAUCCUUAAUUCUUAAAUGAGCUGUUAUGGUUUAACUAGCAAGAACAUCUUUGGUUUUCAUUCCCUAAAAAACAAUGAAUCACUUUUGGGUGAAAAAUACAGAAUUUCUGGCUUUGAUGCCCUGAAUCAUUUAGGUUAGUUUCAUCAAAGCAUAAUGCCCCAAUUUAUCAGCCAGAAUUACACCACCAGUAAUCAAGGGUUUCAUAAGACCUGGUAUUAAAACUCUGGGCAUAUAAAUUUUUUUUUUUUACAGCUUUAAACAUUAUACUUUAAGACCCUACAGAAACCCUGCAUAUAAUUUGAUACAGAGGCUCAGAUCUUCAUCUUUUCUUUCAGGAAACCAAGAGAUUCCUUUAGACUCCCCAGUUCCCUUGUGAUCUAUUUUGGCACAAAUAAAAUAGAUUCAUGCAUGCAUUUCAUGUAAGAGACAACAGUCUGCUUGUUGCUUCCCUUUCACAAAGUGAUCUCCUUGUAUUUCCUGUUUAUGCUCCAAAUUUUGGAAGGGAUUGCGGAUGAAAAGGGUCAAAACCAGCAGAUAUAGAACUCCAAGGCGUGCUCGCAACAUUAUCUGCAUGCUGACGUCUUUAGUUGCAAUAGAGCACGUUCGGUCUCACAGAUCAGGAUAGAAAUGAGGGGGAUGAAAGUUGAUCCCCAGCGUGCUGUAAAGAGGUUCCUGCGGUAACACUUUUAUUUUGUUUUUGGUUACUUCUGACGCUGUAUAGAUGUGGAAAUGUGAUUGUUCUUGUGCACUGAUCAAUAACUGGUUUAUGAUUAUUCUUGUUGCUGUAUGUGUGUAUUUGAAAUAAACGCUGCAAAGUCUCA